GCGGCGAUUCGACUUCCAGUCGCCGUCGCGCAUGGACCGCAACGUCGAGAUGCUGAUGAACAUAGAGAAGGCGCUGCUGCAGAACAAGCUGCUGACGCUGCCCUGCAUCUACAUCCGCUCCGACGUCGACAAGGCGCUCGUCGGCACGCUCAAGGACAUUGUCAUACGCCACAAGGGCACGAUCGCCGACAGCCCCGACAAGGCGACGCACAUCAUACAUCCGCCGCCGACGACGCCGCCCGAGGGAGAAUGGAUACGUCCGGUCAUCAAACGAGAAAGGGCAUUGCUGCUUCACUGGUGGUACACCCCGGACAGCUACGACACGUGGAUGACGGGCGUGGAAGUGGAGCAGGAUCCGCUGGCGUCCGAGCCGGGACCGUACGAGGUGACGGCGCGCUGGGUCCUCGACACGGACGAGUUCAAUGAGUGGAUGAACGAGGAGGACUACGACGUCACCGACAACUGGGAUUCCAAGAAGAAGAAAGGCAACAGGCCACGGUGCACGACUGCAGAUAUCAAACCAGCUACAGAGGACAAGCGAAAGAACAAGGGCAAGAGAAAGCGAUCGCCAUCUCCGCCGGUCGACAAACGUGGUAAACGCAAGAGCACUGCUAGGGCUCCAUCUAUAUGCAGCAAGCGGCUGCAGAAGGAAGAAGAGGAGGAGGAGGAAGAAGAGGAGGCCGGCGAGGAGAAAGAGAGCCCUGCCUCGGUGCCCAGCGUGCACGAGGUUACCAUUCCUCUGAGCAAAUCUCUUCCGAAGGGCGAGGCGCAGCCGUCGAAGCAGCCGGCGGGGGCGGCGAACGGAGACAAGGACGGCUCGGGCGACGCGAAGGGAGAGCAGAAGGGGUCGCGCCCGUCGUCGCCGGCGGGGCAGCCGACGGAGGAGCCGGAGAAGGGCGGGCUCGCCGAGCACGUCACCGAGCAGAUACACCACAUCAUCAUCCCCAGCUACGCAGCCUGGUUCGACUACAACAGCAUUCAUGCGAUAGAGAGAAGAGCGUUGCCCGAGUUUUUCAACUCCAAGAAUAGAUCAAAGACUCCAGAGAUUUAUUUGGCGUACAGGAACUUUGUUAUCGACACGUAUCGUUUGAACCCGCUGGAGUAUCUGACCAGCACAGCAUGUCGUAGAAACCUCGCAGGAGACGUGUGCGCCAUCAUGCGGGUGCACGCGUUUCUCGAGCAGUGGGGACUCAUCAACUACCAGGUGGACGCUGAAUGCCGACCCGCUCCGAUGGGCCCACCUCCCACCUCACACUUCUGCGUGCUGGGCGACACACCAUCCGGUAUCCAGCCACUGCAGCCGAAGGGCGUGACCCAGCCGUCGGCAGCCGUGCAGGUCCCCGUCCCGGAACUGAAGGCGGAAAUCCUGGAACCGCCCGUCCAACCGCGGGAGGGCGAGGUCCCGCCGACGACGGCCGCCGCCGGUCCAGCAGAUGGCGCUCUCACCGGUCCGAUGUCGCCGCCUGCCGGCAAGGACGGGGCGCCGCUCGCCCCGAACCUCAACCUCCGGGAGGAUCAGUAUGUGAAGCAGUUUACCGAGCUGAAGGGACGGCCGAGCAAGUUCUCGCGCGACUGGACGGACCAGGAGACGCUCAUGCUGCUCGAGGGCCUCGAGAUGUUCAAGGACGACUGGAACAAGGUGAGCGAGCACGUCGGCACGCGCACGCAGGACGAGUGCAUCCUCCAGUUCCUGCAGCUGCCCAUCGAGGACCCGUACAUCGAGAACGUCAGCGAGUCCAUAGGCGGAGCGGUGUCGCAGCAGCCGAUACCAUUCUCUCAGCAUGGCAACCCUGUCAUGUCAACCGUGGCUUUCCUCGCGAGCAUAGUGGAUCCACGCGUUGCAGGAGCAGCCACAAAAACAGCCAUGGAGGAGUUUAACAAGCUAAAGGAUGAGGUUUCCUACACAAUGAUAGAGCAGCACAUGAACAGAGUUAAAGAACAGGCCAGCAAGACAGGCACGGUGGAUGCCAGCUUUGGCCUUGAAGACAGCGGCAUAGCUGGUACAGGCAAAGAGGAGACAGAGUCCAUGGAGACGGGUGCACCUGCAAAAGAAGGUGAAGCCAAAGGCGACAAGUCUGCGAAGGCAGAGGACACAGAAGCCAAGGCAGACAAAGAGGAAGCUACCAGUAAGGAUGGAGAGGAACCUAUGGAGGCAGAGCCGGCGCCCGACAUCAAGAAGGAAGCCGAGGCGGAGAAGCCGGAAGAGGAGGCAACAUCAGCACCUCCUCCUGCGGCAGCUGCGGCGGAGAAGGACGGAGAGGAAGCUAGCAAGGACCAGGUGCCGGCAGAAGAAGACGCUGCGAACAAGAUGAAGACGGUGGCGACGCGAGACGCGUUGAUUAACGAGAAGGAGCUGCAGGUGGCGUCGUCGGCUGCCCUCGCCACGGCUGCCGUUAAGGCCAAGCAUCUCGCCGCCGUCGAGGAGCGUAAGAUCAAGAGUCUCGUCGCGCUUCUUGUCGAGACGCAGAUGAAGAAGCUGGAGAUCAAGCUGAGACACUUCGAGGAACUGGAGGCCAUCAUGGACCAGGAGCGCGAGUCGGUGAGUUAAUGUUAGUGUGAGGCGGUGAGUUAACGUUAGUGUGAGGCGGUGAGUUAACGUUAGUGUGAGGCGGUGAGUCAAUGUUAGUGUGAGGCGGUGAGUUAACGUUAGUGUGAGGCGGUGAGUCAAUGUUAGCAUGAGUCGGUGAGUGAACAUUAAUGUAAGGCAGUGA
This is a messenger RNA of Priapulus caudatus, 2711 nucleotides long. RefSeq names its product SWI/SNF complex subunit SMARCC2-like. Gene Ontology annotation, biological process: positive regulation of DNA-templated transcription. The record is from RefSeq and is a predicted model, not a curated record. Gene Ontology annotation, molecular function: histone binding; DNA binding. Gene Ontology annotation, cellular component: SWI/SNF complex. NCBI's taxonomy places the organism in Eukaryota, Metazoa, Priapulida, Priapulimorpha, Priapulimorphida, Priapulidae.